CGCGGUGGGACGGGACACGGAGGCUAAGGUUGGGAAACUGUCCGCUGGGCAGCCCAGGGCCGGUUCGAGGAGCCAUGUCCUCCUCGUCUGUGGCGGCGGCUGGCGGGGCGGCCCUACGCCGCGAUGGCAAGAAGCUGGUGCGCUCGCCCAGCGGGUUGCGCAUGGUCCCCGAGCACCAGGCCUUCAGCAGCCCCUUUGGCCUCGACGAGCCGCAGUGGGUCCCGGACAAGGAGUGUCCAAGAUGUAUGCAGUGUGACAUCAAGUUUGACUUCAUAACCAGAAAGCACCACUGUCGCCGCUGUGGGAAGUGCUUCUGUGAUAAAUGCUGCAGCAAGAAAGUACCCUUACCUCGGAUGUGUUUUGUGGACCCUGUACGGCAGUGCGCAGAGUGUGUGCUCGUGUCUCAGAAAGAAACGGAGUUUUAUGACAAGCAGCUCAAAGUGCUCAUGAAUGGAGCCACUUUCUGUGUAACACUAGGAACAUCAGAAAAUUCAGAAUUGAUGGUUUGUCGCCUGUCUAAUAAUCAGAGGUACCUGUUUUUGGAUGGAGAUAGCCAUUAUGAAAUUGAAAUUGCUCACAUUUCAACUGUCCAGAUACUAACUGAGGGAUUUACUCCUGGAGGAGGCAAUGCUCGAGCCACUGGUAUGCUUCUCCAGUACAAGGAGCCGGGGGCUCAGGAUGUGACCCAGAUGAAGUUCACUGCCAGCGAAGACUCUAACUCUAACAAGAAGCAGUCAGCCACCUGGUUAGCAGCCAUGCAUAAGGCAGCCAAACUCCUCUAUGAAUCCCGGGACCAAUGAUCAUGGAAGUGUUUGAGAAGCUCUGUGAAGCUUCCUAUAGGUUCACAGCUGAUUAAUUCUGUAAGUGCUGGGAAAUGCAAUCAAAGUGUUUGGAAGAACCUAAGUGUUCAUUGAUCUAGUGCAAUAUGUAUACAGUUUAUUAAUGCUUUAAAUGCAGCUUCACAUUUGACUUUGUAUACUUUAUCUCAUUGGUACUUAUUAUGGGCUGAAGGAGAAUCUGACCCAUACUACUGUUAAACUAUCAGGUAUUUUUAGCAUAAUCUCUACAGUGUUUAUAUAAUAAUAUACUGGGUUUCCUAUAGAGUACUUACUAGUAGGUCAUUUCAGUGUCCUUUUUUGCAUUCUUAUGGGAGUAAAUCACUCAGGAUUUUUGCUUUAUAUUUGGAGGUGAAACAUCCUGAUGUUGAGCUAUUCAUUGCCAAUAAAACCUGCCUUAGAUUGUUUUGUACAAUGUUCUUUUAUGAUGUCACUAAUUGGACCUAAACAAACUUUUGAUACUUACUGAGAGGAAAGUUUGUAGCUUUUGUGGUCCAGGUUUUAUACUUUUCACUUAUUAAGAUGAUUGUACAGUAAUUUGUGCAUAAAACAUGAUUAAAAACUAUUUUGAAAAAUUCA
Molecule: messenger RNA, 1415 nt
Organism: Vombatus ursinus (common wombat)
Lineage: Eukaryota; Metazoa; Chordata; Mammalia; Diprotodontia; Vombatidae
Gene: ZFYVE21
Product: zinc finger FYVE-type containing 21
Exons: 7
Coding region: 75-800 (241 amino acids)
Molecular function (GO): metal ion binding
Source: RefSeq, a predicted model, not a curated record